Molecule: messenger RNA, 879 nt
Organism: Lachancea nothofagi CBS 11611
Lineage: Eukaryota; Fungi; Ascomycota; Saccharomycetes; Saccharomycetales; Saccharomycetaceae
Source: the annotation of a GenBank genome assembly
AUGUCGUUCGUAAACUAUCUCAGAGGCCCAACUGAAAACAAGACGGUUCCACAGGAGCCGCCUAUUGACAGGUACAAAUCGGCCAACAGCUUCCUGGAUCUUUUCUCACAAAGGGGAAAGCUUGUGGUGGUGACAGGAGCCGCAGGAGCCAUUGGAGGGGCCAUUUGCGAGGGGUUUGCGUCCGUGGGUGCAGACUUGUGUGUGCUGGACUACAAGUACGACGCUGAAUUGGCCAAAUACCUGGCCGAGAAAUACAAUAUUCAGGCCAAGGCCUACCAGGUUGAUAUCACGAAGCCGGAGGAUGUGGAGGCCUGUGUUGCGGCUAUGCAAAAAGACUUCCCAGGACGGGACAUUGAUACUUUCAUCGCAAACGCUGGUGUCGCUUGGACCCAUGGCAGUAUCUUGAGUGAGGAUGCCACGCCCGAUGCCUGGAAACGGGUCAUGGACGUCAAUGUCCAGGGUACUUUCCAUUGCUCUAAAUACAUAGCCAAGGUUUUCAAAGUGCAAGGGCAUGGUUGUCUGAUUCUCACGGCCUCAAUGUCAUCGCAUAUCGCGAACGUGCCCAACUACCAGACAUGCUACAAUGCCUCGAAGGCUGCCGUGAGACACAUGGCCCGUGGAUUUGCCGUCGAAUUUGCGCAUUUAACAGAUCCUGCAGGUCGCAUCCGUUGUAAUUCGGUAUCUCCAGGAUAUACUGAUACCAUCCUGAGCUCUUUUGUUCCUACUGAACAAAGAGCCCAAUGGUGGGGAUUGACUCCACAAGGCCGGGAAGCCCUCCCUCAAGAACUAGUCGGCGCUUAUCUAUAUCUGGCUUCUGACGCUGCCACAUUCACGAAUGGAUGUGAUAUUACCGUGGACGGCGGUUACACUUGUGUAUAG